Messenger RNA from Eutrema salsugineum, 450 nucleotides. RefSeq names its product DNA repair protein XRCC4. Gene Ontology annotation, cellular component: nucleus; DNA-dependent protein kinase-DNA ligase 4 complex; DNA ligase IV complex. Gene Ontology annotation, molecular function: DNA binding; ATP binding. Gene Ontology annotation, biological process: response to X-ray; positive regulation of ligase activity; DNA recombination. Lineage: Eukaryota; Viridiplantae; Streptophyta; Magnoliopsida; Brassicales; Brassicaceae. The record is from RefSeq and is a predicted model, not a curated record.
AUGGAGAGCGAUGGAGGGAAAGCCCGAGAUAGCAAAGAAUGUAAACCAUCACAUGACAGCAAGAACACCACAGUUGGGAUCUUGGAUUUUCUUAUGGAGGCAAAUAUAAGAUGCAGUGAUAAAGUUGUGAACAAGACGAGAUCCGUUGAGAAGAUGAAAAGUGAAGCCGAGAAAUGCCUAGCGCAAGGUGAAAAAAUCUGCCACGAAAAAACGGAGUUUGAGGAUGCAACUUAUGGAAAGUUUCUUUCUUUGCUAAACACAAAGAAGGCAAAACUCAGAGCACUAAGGGACAAAGAAGAUUCAGAGAGAGCAGUUGAAGAGGAAGAGUCGACAGACAAAGCUGAAAGCUUUGAGAGGAAAAGUGACAAUGAGCAGCGCGAGGAAGAAGCCUCAAAGAAGGCAACGACAAGCAGCAAAGCUCAUGGCCGGAAGAGAGCUGCGCUCAGCUAA